Molecule: messenger RNA, 3715 nt
Organism: Prosopis cineraria
Lineage: Eukaryota; Viridiplantae; Streptophyta; Magnoliopsida; Fabales; Fabaceae
Product: protein FAR1-RELATED SEQUENCE 5-like
Exons: 2
Coding region: 941-3352 (803 amino acids)
Biological process (GO): regulation of DNA-templated transcription
Molecular function (GO): zinc ion binding
Source: RefSeq, a predicted model, not a curated record
UUGACGGAAAAAACGCGAUUUCACUUCCACUGCACUUCCUCUAAGCGAACUGGUUCUGGAGCCCUAAAAUGCUACAGUACUUCCGAUUGCUCUGCCUAUACCUGUCCCCUUGGUAGAUCAUCUUUGGGCAUACAUCCUCCCUGCUGCCGUCGCAGCGUAAUCCGCCCCGCCCCUCCCCUCUUUGUAGUUCUAAUCUCACUGUCUCUUACGUGCUUCUCAAUUCUUAUCAUGAUCAACACAGAUGGGUUCUAUCUCGUAUUGGGGUCCGUUUUCCUUCCUACAUCCAUAGACUUCCAGUGGUUGAGAUUCUAGCUCCAAUUCUGAAGGUCAGCAUUGUUGACCGCAGUAUGGUUCCCUUUGAUUUGCGUUGUGUGCAUUCUUCGUACAGUCGACGUCUAGAUAAUUGUUAACCGUGAGACAUUUAGGACGCUAGGACAUAUCCUGACAGGACCAUGUAUUCGUACUGUAUUAAUUAGCUUUAUUUUUUUUUUAAUCUUUCUCCUGCUGAAACAUAAGUCUAGCCCUUUCGUGAUUCCUCUACAAAAGAUAAGGAGUUCAAGAGCGAUUAUGGGUUAGACCUGGCUGGGUGUUAGGGUAAAUUAUAUUUACAUGCUAAUAAUUAUGAUUCAUGAGGAAUUUUGAAAAGCGCAUGGUUAGCUCGUUAGAGUAACGAAUUAGUAAAAAUUACAUAUAUGGCGCAGAUUUAUUUACUAGUAUGAUACUAUCAUCUGGAGUAAUAGAGCAUGGAAGUGAAACUUAUGUACUAUUAUCCCUGCUUUUUUCUUUCUGAUAAGUUUGACAAUGUCUCCAAUCAUCCUUAUAUGAAUCUCUCAUCUUCUGCAGCUACAGCACAUUUCUUCCCUUACUUUUUUUGUGGUUAUGUUUACAUAAAGGUCCAUGGAGGGUAUAGAACCUGAUAUAAAAAGCCAUCCACCAGAAUAUGAUGUGCAAAAUGAAGGUCAAACAUCUGGAGCAGCAACUGACACCGGAGCAGAGUCAAAGCCCCAGGGCUUCUUCAAUUGCAGAUUGUGACAUGGUCUUUGAUACUGAGAAUGAGCGCGCAAGCCCAAAUAUUGGUCCUGUUGACCAAACUCAUAUGGGAAAUAAUGAUGAUUGUCUGAAUUCAAGCAUUUCUUGUGAUAACAAUUUUCAGAUUGAUGCUGCAAAUGGAAAUCUGUCUCAGGAAUUCAACAUUUCUUCUGUUGAUGUGUCAAGUAACAGUAAUGUCAUAACAGCUGAGGAGGAGCUGUGCAUGAUACCAAAAAUUGGCAUGGAGUUUGAUUCAGAAGACCAUGCUUACAAGUAUUAUAGCAGGUAUGCUGUUUUGAAAGGUUUCAGCAUAAGAAAAGAUUUUGUCAACAAAAGUAGGGUGAAUGGUGCGGUGGUAUCUAGAAGAUACACUUGCUAUAGACAGGGUUAUGGGCCUAAUAAACAUAGUGCCAAUGUAAGGAAAUCCCAUCUGGAAACAAGGACUGGAUGCCUGGCGCAUAUGACUAUUGCUCGUCAGCCUAAUGGCAAGUUUCAUGUCACUCAUUUUGAAGCAGGGCACAAUCAUGAGUUUGCAACACCCUGUACGGCUUAUAUGUUACCAUCACAGAGAAGAUUGAGUUUUGCUCAAGCAGUUGAAUCUAACUUGUCUAAUAAUUCUGUGUUGGAUGGGGUACCAAAACUUGGAAUGGGAUUUGACUCAGAAGAUCAUGCAUAUGACUUUUAUAAUACAUAUGCUGGACGUGUAGGUUUCAGUGUUCGGAAAGAUUAUGUAAAUAGAAGUAAAAUUGAUGGUGCUGUCGCAUCUAGGAGGUUCACAUGCUUUCGGGAAGGUUUUCGGCAGAAAGACAAACGUGAUAUGACUGUGAAGAGGCCUCGAAAAGAGACUAGAAUUGGAUGUUUAGCACAACUGGUCAUUUCUCGUCAGCCUGAUGGUAGAUAUUGUGUAACUCAUUUUGAAGAAAAGCAUAAUCAUGAGCUUGUUGCUGCUUGUAGAGUUCACAUGUUACGAUCACAGAAGAGAAUAGCCACAAAUCAAGCCAUUGAGAGCAACAUGCUAGAUGGUUCCAAGGUGCAUCCUAAGUCUGGACCAAAUUGCAAGGCUAUUAAAGGUUUAGAUGAUACGGGUUGUGACCCCAUAGAAUAUGGAAAUAAAUUGCCUUUCAAGCACACAAGAGAAAUGAAAGAGGGAGAAAUUGAAAAGCUAAAGCAUCACUUUCGAAGCAAGCGAUCCAAAAAUCCUUCCUUCUUUUAUGCCUUCCAACGUGAUUCUAGUGAUCAAAUAACUAAUAUGUUUUGGGCAGACACAAAGAUGGUAGGAGACUACUGUGAUUUUGGUGAUGUUGUUUGCUUUGAUUGUAGUUACAGAUUUUGUAGAGACUCCCGCCCAUUUGCUCCAUUUCUUGGUGUCAAUAAUCACAAGCAAAUGGUUAUCUUUGGGGCUGCACUUCUAUAUGAUGAAACAGUUGAAUCUUUCAAGUGGCUAUUUCAAGUUUUCUUGGAGGCAAUGUCCAGGAGACAGCCAAAGACAAUUCUUAUAGAUCAAGAUGAAAUAAUAGCUGAAGCAGUCUCUUCUGUCUUGCUUGAAACCAACUGCCAAAUCUGUGCUUGGCAUGUGUACCAAAAUACACUAAAUCAACUCAGUCACCUGUCUGUGGGAUCUAAUUCUUUUGUUAAUGACUUGAGAAGCUGUUUUUUUGAUCACGAGGAGGAGGAAGGCUUGGUUAAUGCAUGGAAUGAUUUCCUGAACAGGUAUAAUCUUUGGAAAAAUGAAUGGUUGUGUCGAAUAUAUGAAAGCAGAGACAAUUGGGCCCCAGCAUAUGGAAGGCAAAAUUUCUGUGCUGACAUAACAAGUCUGCUGUGGAAAGAAAAUCUUAUUGGUAGCUUGAAGAAGCACCUAACGAAUGAUACAGAUGUGAUCUCAUUUCUCAAGCAUCUUGGGAAGGUGGUGACUGAUUGGCACUAUAAGGAAUUAGAAGCCAAUUAUGAUAUGAGCCUGCGUAUGCCAGCACUGAUGGGAGAUGUGAUUCUUUUGAAGCAUGCAAGAGAUCCAUACACACCAAAGAUAUUUGAAUUAUUUCAGAAAGAAUAUGAAACUUGUUUAAAUCUAGUGAUAAAGCAUUGCAGUGAGAGUGGAUCAUUGUACAAGUAUAAAGUUAGCUUAUAUGAACACGUACGAGAGUAUACAGUUACCUUUAAUUCAUCUAACGAGACUGUCAGUUGCAGCUGUAUGAAAUUUGAGUCCAUGGGAGUCUUAUGCAGCCAUGCAUUGAAAGUCCUUGAUUACAGGAAUAUAAGGAUACUUCCAUCAUUGUACAUCUUAAAGAGAUGGACAAAAGACGCGAGUUUUUUGAGGCAAACUUGAAAACACCAAUAGAAGUGAAUGGUGAACAUUAUCUUCCUAAGGUGAUAAUCACAUGAUAGGGCAUUAUCAUUAGUUACAAGGAAUCAUUUUGUUUGGCUACAUUACCUUCAAAUGUAAAACGAGCAGCCAUGUGACUGGCAUGUGUAUAGUGUAACAUUGUCUCCCUGAAUUGGUGAUUACGCACGUAUCAUAUGAAUAAAUCAUGCCCUCGAUUGUUGAUCUUAUCAGGGUUCGGAGUUCUUUAUGCAUUCCCUUGGUUGUGAAGAAGCAGUUUUUUCUUCCCUUACAUAUUCUUCAAAAGCAAAUAAUGUCAAUUGACGGUUUUUCUUUUUGUCAUUUAGAAUUGAAAUUGGCUUCAUGGAA